CGGUGUUGUAAAGACGUUUGUCGUAAACGGGUUUGUUCACUUUGAAUGUAACCAUUAGCGUGACGAUGCUAAGCUAGCUGUCAGCCAGGUAUCCAGGGGUUUUGCUGCUGAGUUAGCCACCGGAUGCUCCCAGUCGUACCUUCUUGACAUUCCCUCAACAUUCCUGGACGAAUUCGUGUCGACUGCCCAGAGUCCGCGAAUUCAAGUCCACUCCUGAUUUAACCUAGUUCCUUUACCCCUUAGCUUAUGUGACUUAGCUCACUGGCUAUCGAGACUGCACACUCAGGCAGAACCGGACCGACGAGAGUUGCACUUAAGGACCACACCCAGACAAGAUGUCACUUCAUCAGUUUCUGUUGGAACCCAUCACCUGCCACGCGUGGAAUCGCGACAGGACACAAAUUGCUAUCAGUCCAAAUAACCAUGAAGUUCAUAUCUACAAGAAAAGUGGCAACCAGUGGUUGAAGACCCAUGAACUGAAGGAACACAAUGGACACAUUACAGGUAUUGAUUGGGCUCCCAAAAGUGACCGUAUAGUGACGUGUGGAGCAGACCGAAAUGCCUACGUGUGGUCUCAGAAGGAAGGAGUUUGGAAACCCACGCUGGUCAUCCUCAGGAUCAACCGGGCGGCCACCUUCGUCAAGUGGUCUCCGCUGGAGAACAAGUUUGCAGUCGGCAGUGGAGCUCGACUCAUCUCUGUCUGCUACUUUGAGUCUGAGAAUGACUGGUGGGUGAGCAAACACAUAAAGAAGCCAAUUCGCUCCACCAUCCUCAGUCUAGAUUGGCAUCCCAACAAUAUCCUCCUGGCUGCUGGCUCAUGUGACUUCAAAUGCAGGGUCUUCUCAGCCUACAUUAAGGAGGUAGAAGAAAAGCCGGGCCCCACACCCUGGGGCAGCAAAAUGCCAUUUGGGGCCGUGCUAGCAGAGUUUGGAGGAGCAGGUGGAGGAGGAUGGGUCCACUCUGUCUCUUUCUCUGCCUCUGGGAACCGUCUGGCCUGGGUCAGCCAUGACAGCACUGUCACUGUGGUAGACAGCUCUAAGACUGCCAGUCCCUCACAGCAGAAGACAGAGUUCCUGCCUCUACUCAGCGUCAUUUUUGUUUCCGAGAACUGUCUAGUAGCUGCGGGGCACGACUGUUGCCCCAUGCUCUUCCGCUGUGAUGACAGCGGAGCGCUGGCGUUUGUGUCGAAGCUUGACCUCCCCAAGCAGAGCAUCCAGAGGAACAUGUCUGCCAUGGAACGUUUCAGGAACAUGGACAAGAGGGCCACCACCGAGGACCGCAACACUACUCUGGACACACUGCACCAGAAUAGCAUCACCCAAGUGUCUAUCUAUGAGGGAGACAAAAGGGACUGUCGCAAGUUCUGCACCACGGGCAUUGAUGGAGCAAUGACAAUUUGGGACUUCAAGAGCCUAGAAGCUUCUAUCCAGGGUCUCCGCAUCAUGUGAAGAAAUGUUUUGAAUGAAUGAAGUCGCUGCAGCUUCACCCCUAUUGUCCCCUCUCCCCCAGUCAUCAACCUUCUUCCCUGUCCCUUUCCCCCUCCCCCACCCGUGUGGCGCAGCCAGCAAAGUACAUAACUGACCACCCUAUUGAGUGUUUGCUGAAGCACUGAUCAGACCAUUAAACACUCUUGUUGGGCGUGUCCUUCACAUACUCACAAACACACACGCACUACACACACUGAGCUGUGGUGUGAGAUCACUGAUAUUUUUUUUCUUUUUCUUUGCUUUUAAAUAAAGGUUAACCAGGUGUAAAAGUGGGAAGGUACUCUGACACGUACUAAACGUGAUGUGAAAUGUGUGUUUUUAUGUUCUCUAACCUCCAGUACCAAAAGAUGAACGCUAAAAGGUAUGUUUUAUCCAAAACACCCAGACUGUAUUUUAUCUCACUCCAAUCUGAACAUGAUCUCCUGUACAGGUGUUUGUCCUCACUGAACAGCAGGUGAAACAAUUUAGACUUCAGACCAGGGGUUAUUAAAAUGCUGAGCAAAUGUUGAUGGUUGUCUGAUCAAAACCUGUACAAGAUCUGAUGUUGGAGGAUUGAGGGGAGCAGCUGUUGAAACUGCAGUGUCAGGCCUGGCCAGCACUACGCUCUGAACUACCACACUAAAACCGUCAAUGGAGGAUUUCUAUGUAACUCAUGAGGUUGACAUGAAAUAAAGAUGAAGUACAUUUACACUACACAA
Molecule: messenger RNA, 2185 nt
Organism: Xiphophorus hellerii (green swordtail)
Lineage: Eukaryota; Metazoa; Chordata; Actinopteri; Cyprinodontiformes; Poeciliidae
Gene: arpc1a
Product: actin related protein 2/3 complex, subunit 1A
Exons: 11
Coding region: 336-1448 (370 amino acids)
Biological process (GO): Arp2/3 complex-mediated actin nucleation
Cellular component (GO): actin cytoskeleton; Arp2/3 protein complex
Molecular function (GO): actin filament binding
Source: RefSeq, a predicted model, not a curated record